This is a messenger RNA of Cylicocyclus nassatus, 1788 nucleotides long. NCBI's taxonomy places the organism in Eukaryota, Metazoa, Nematoda, Chromadorea, Rhabditida, Strongylidae. The record is from the annotation of a GenBank genome assembly.
AUGCAAUACCUUACUUCUCUCCGCGAAAAACAUAAGUUGCAAGUGGGUCACAGUAAAUCCACAUCGCUUCCUCAAGAAGGUGACUGCGUCUUGAUUACCGAUCCUAUGCAGCCAAGGCACUGUUGGAGAAUGGGACGCAUCACUGAACUAGUAGCCGGAGCAGAUGGCGAGAUAAGAGAAGCUGUGGUGAUACUUCCAUCAAGGAGGCAAAUUCGCAGGCCGGUGAACCUUCUAGUUCCUCUCGAAUUGGAAGACAGAACCGAAAAGACCAAGGAUUUACUGCAAGAAACCCAAGAAGAGGAACCUCAAAAGGCUCAAGAAGAACCGGCUCGAACGAGAUAUGAUCUGAGGCCUCGCAAAAGAAUAGGCUACAACAAAGAACGUAGAGCGCCUUUCCUCCUGCGCAUAUCUAUAUCAUAUCGCAUAUCUCCUCCGCUCACACUGUUCGCAAGUAUUCUCUUUCUCUGCCUGCCAUCCUUGGCACACCCGACAAAUUGGGUGGUCACAAACUCAUUGCGGAACAUUCAAUGCUUUGCUGGCGGUGUGGAAAUAAGGAGCGAGGACCAUACGCCCUACGAAAUCUGUGCCGACAAUUUCUGUCAAUACUUCGAGCUUCCUCAAGCUUUGGAAACCGUUCAUUUUCCUCCUCAAGUGCUGGUACACGAACAGAAUGUGCACUGGAAAAUGAAGAGGAACAACUCGAUCCAGAUUGUGGAGUUGACGUGUCCUCCGGCUUCCUUUUUCCUGCGUAAUUCCGGUGCAUUCACGGGGCUUCUACAUAUGCAACCAAACGUCCCGAUUAUGUGGAAAUUUUUCACUUUCACCUUGUCAUCAAUCACUCUGCCGCCAAUACCAUUGCUGAACCGACCGUUCAUUUCUGAUGGGAAUACAACAGCACUCUGGGACUAUCGGUUUCGACUCCCUCUCAGAUGCGCUAAUCGAACAGCUGCCAAGAAACUUCAGUGUCAAUUCGAAGAGAACUGUACAUGCUUCCCAGCUGAAUCGCAAGCUAACUGUAAGUGCAGUAAUGUAAGCUUGUCAUCCUGGUUCAACAACAUCAACCACGUCUUGCCAGCAGUUUUCUCAUCAGUCUCUUUCAAGCUAGGUCAAGAAGGUGAAGUGCAAGCAAGCAUUGCGAACAUGGUGACGGCAGAAAUAAUCAUGACAGUACAAGGUAACUUUACGACUGACGUUAUAGUUGAGGAUGCAGUGUGCAAAAUCGAGAACGCCGAUCUCCAAGGCUGUUACAAGUGUGCAAAGGGCGCGAUGGCAGAAGUAACUUGCACCUCAACGCGUGAUGUUCAGGCAGAAGUGAUAUGUGACGGAGCUACCUUCACAGUCGGCUGCUCCAAAGACGGAACGAAGUCUGUUUUAAGAUUCAGCUUCAACUCUGCCCGAAUUUACAUGAAAUGCUCGGUUUCGUGCGGCUCUAUCCCCACUGAAUUUCAACUCGGAGGUAUCCUGAAAUUCACACAGACAGGACAAUCAAUAUUGACGCAGUGGGUCGAAGGAGGCACGAGCAGCAUAUCCGAGACUGAAUGGCCAGACUUUAGUCACAUUAUCGACGUUGUAGCGCAAUGGUACAAGACAGCGCUACUAGUUACCGCCAUUCUUCUAAUCCUACUGGCUCUGACAUACGUGAUAUUCUCCGCAUGUGGGAUACGCUGCUUUCUUUGGAUCUUCAAACAACUGCUACGGCUGCUUCGCACUGUGCUUCUGGCUCCAUUUCGUUGCAUUAGUGCGUUAUGCGUGCACGUUGCAAAAGAAAGCCAUAACAAGACCCACUGA